CUGCGCGUCAUGACGUACAACGUCCUCGCCGACGCGUACAGUCACACGUGGAAAGAGCUCUACCCGUACCUGUCCGACGAGGCUGCGGAUGCGGAGUACAGGCUGUUGCUCGCGAUGGAGGACGUGCGCGUGGCCAAACCGGACGUCGUCGCGUUGCAAGAGGUUGACAAGAAGUGGUACGACGCGUUCUGGGUGCCCCAGAUGCGCGCCGCCGGCUACGUUCCCGCCGGUGGCUUGACCGAAAAGACGGGUCUGACCCGCGAGGGAUGCGCGACGUUUUGCCGGGGAGAUGAGUGGCGGCCGGUGCGAACCGAGGAGACGGGUCUGAACACCCCGGGUCCGAUGCCCGAGGAGCGGGACACGUCGGAUUGGGUAUCGUCCCAGCCCCACCUCGCGGACGCUCUGUCCAAGGUGAACACGGUGGCUCAGCUCGCGGUUUUGGAGUCGGCGGCGGGUGACGGCCGCGCGGUUGUGGUUGCAAACACGCACCUGUUUUUCCAUCCCGGCGCCGUCCACCUCAGGGUGAUGCAGGCGAGGUGGCUCUUGCGUCACGCGGACGGUCUCAGGCGCCGGUGGGUCGAGGCCGAUAACGAGGCGGGUCGAGGCGGGGGUAAGGAGGUCGGGCUGGUGGUGUGCGGCGAUUUCAACGGCGAGCCGUUUGACGGCGUGAUCCGGUUCGUCCGCGAAUCGGUGCUCGGCGCCGGCGACGGGGACUGGGCGCUGGGCAGCGUGUUCAGGUGGGGGGCCGCCAUGCACCUGAGGCAUCCGCUGGCGCUCGUGUCCGCGUGUGGAUACCCCGAGUUUACAAACUACGUCGGCGGGUUCGCGGGAAGUUUGGAUUACGUCUGGUUCGACUCGUCGGCUCUCGAGUCCGUCGCGUCCAUGCCCAUGCCGCCGCUGGAUGCCGUGACCGCGGAGACGGCGCUUCCAAACUCGGAGUUUCCGUCCGACCACCUUCCCAUGGUCGCGGACUUGAGGUUUACGCGGUAG
This is a messenger RNA of Micromonas commoda, 990 nucleotides long. RefSeq lists its product with no specific name. Gene Ontology annotation, molecular function: 3'-5'-RNA exonuclease activity. Gene Ontology annotation, biological process: nuclear-transcribed mRNA catabolic process, deadenylation-dependent decay. The transcript is spliced from 2 exons. NCBI's taxonomy places the organism in Eukaryota, Viridiplantae, Chlorophyta, Mamiellophyceae, Mamiellales, Mamiellaceae. The annotation marks the transcript as partial. Gene Ontology annotation, cellular component: mitochondrion. The record is from RefSeq and is a predicted model, not a curated record.